This is a messenger RNA of Hylaeus anthracinus, 2199 nucleotides long. RefSeq names its product NAD-dependent protein deacetylase sirtuin-7 (gene Sirt7). NCBI's taxonomy places the organism in Eukaryota, Metazoa, Arthropoda, Insecta, Hymenoptera, Colletidae. The record is from RefSeq and is a predicted model, not a curated record. Bases 42 to 1616 code for a protein of 524 amino acids. Gene Ontology annotation, molecular function: NAD+ binding. The transcript is spliced from 4 exons.
UGAUGCUAUGUGAUACUGUGUGUUAGUCGACUUGAUUAAACAUGGAGGAGACUGGCAACGAGAAGUUCCUAUCAAGAAGGCGUUCUGCUGCCCUUAAAGCUUUUAAAGUUAAAGAUGAACGAGUAGCAACUUUUAAGAAAGUAACUGCGAUUUUACAAAAAACUGAAACCGCCAGAACUGCAGAGGAAACGGAGAUUCUUCUUUCGUGCAGUGACGUCGUGAAAGAGGUUAAUUUAAGGCAAGAGAAAAGACACAGGGUGAAAGCAAGAUUAGAAGAAGUAGAAGAUGCACCAGAAAUUUUAGAAGAAAAAUGCAUGCGAUUAGCUGCAGCAAUAAGCAGAGCAACAUCUCUCGCUGUUUAUACUGGUGCAGGCAUCAGUACAGCUGCUUCUAUCCCAGAUUAUAGAGGAACAAAUGGUGUUUGGACUCGUUUACAACAAGGAAAAGACAUUGGAAAUCAUGAUCUAAGUCAAGCAGAACCAACAACAACGCAUAUGGCUCUUUAUGCCUUAUAUAAGGCACGGGUUUUAAAGCAUGUAGUUUCCCAGAAUUGUGAUGGACUUCAUUUACGCAGUGGGAUACCUCGCACAUUUUUAUCCGAAGUUCAUGGGAACAUGUAUGUGGAAGUUUGUAGAACAUGUAAACCAUUUAGAGAAUAUUGGAGAUUAUUUGAUGUUACAGAAAAAACAGCUCGGUAUUCUCAUGGCACUGGUAGAUUAUGUCACAGAUGUAACUCUGUCUUGCAAGAUUCAAUUGUUCAUUUUGGUGAAAGAGGCAAUCUUCCAUGGCCAAUUAAUUGGAAUGGUGCAACAAGAGCAGCAAAACAGGCAGACGUUAUAUUAUGUUUGGGUUCUAGUUUAAAAGUUUUGAAGAAAUAUCCAUGGUUGUGGCAAAUGGACAGGCCGAUUCACAAACGUCCAUCACUAUAUAUUGUAAAUUUGCAGUGGACUCCAAAAGAUGAAAAUGCAGUCUUAAAAGUAAAUGGAAAAUGUGACGAUGUUAUGAAAAGGGUUAUGACUCAUCUCGGGUUGGAAAUACCACAAUAUAAUCGUGCUAAGGAUCCAAUAUUUUUUCAUGCAGUACAACUUGGAAAUAAUGAACAGUGUACAACAAGUCAACCUUGUCUAGAAGAGCCAUGUAAUAUUACUCACAAGGAGUUAAGUAAAAUCAGUGAUAACUUUUGUGAAGAUAUUACACCCCAAACGAAAGAGGAAGAAGAUUGCAUCUCACCCAAAAAAAUAACUGAAUCAGUGUCCACUUAUCCAGCGCCAUUUUUUACUGCAUUACCAUUCUUGUCCAUGGGUUUGCCAUUUCCACCAAUGUACAUGUGCCCUCAAUUAACACCACUUUUCUAUUAUCCAUUUAUACAAAUACCAAAUAUGACCAUGGAAACGCCAAAACCCAAGCCAGCUUGUACUUUUUGCAUGGAAAAUGAAGGUUCGCUCACUUGCCUUUAUUAUCAACGAGACACGGAUGUUUCCUUAAUAGGAGCUGAAAGCAAACAGAUAGAAGAUACAAAGACAUUAGUAAUUCAUGCAGAUUCUCCGAUAGCACCUCCUAAAAAUCCUGGAUGGUUAGGCAAAGGAUAUCGCAAAGGCAUGAAGAAGAAGCGGUAGCAUUUACUCUGUAUGACAUGGUAUAUGACUUUCUCUUUCUCUGUUAUUAUGUGAAUGUAUAACAUAUAGUAUAUGAUAUUGUACGUAAAUGCCUCCAUAUCACGAUGAAACCGGUGUACACAAUUUACGAAUGUAUAGCGACUUACUUCCAGUAUCCAAAAUUUGAAUAAUCAAAUUAAAUUAUGACAAUAGCUCUUAAGCUUUAAAGUAUAGGCAAUCUAUUCUUAUCCAUGAAACUUUCAAAAUUAAAAUUUUAUAGCAAGCAAAUUAAUUCGAUGUAUAUUUGUAUCUGAUAAGUUUGAUUUUAAAAUGAUUACUUUGUAAAUUUUACUAUUAUUGUUUUUCUGUGAAACAUGCUUGAUUCGCAAUUAUUAUUGUUAUUUUAUAAGUCAUUAUGUUGUGAUUUUUAAUUAUAAGGUUUUAUUUAAGCAGAUGAGUGUUGUGCAGAUCACGAUAAAUUCCUAGUGACCAAAGUGAUAUUUUUCAAAUAUGUUUUGAUUUUUUUUUUAUUAGUUGCUUUGUAUCUGUAUAGUUGAAUGUAUCAUAACUUUUUUUUAAAAAAGAAAAUUGGUUUAUGAGUAUC